AAGCUCCGUAAGGGCCGAGAGAGAAUCCUCCAACCCUUGUGGUAUAGUGGGAAGUUUGGUUAAAGUGAGAGGAAUCGGGCCUCGAAUAAGUCUGAAGGCGAAGUCGACCGCCAUGUGGAGUUGGUUCGCACUCGUGUUGAUCUCCCGAGCCAGCUGCUCGGCGAUCUCCAAUUUGAAACGGGACGAGAUGAUCACAGAAUGCGGAAAACCCUGGGAAUUCCGGAAAGGAGUCGAUAAAGAACUCGCCCUUGUCGCGAAUUACGCAGCCCAUGUUGCGUCUCAGAGGUUCAAAUUUGAACGCAAAGAUGUUCUUGUACGUCUGAUCGGGGGCUUCGUCAAGGAAUGCAGAUAUCCGAAGUAUCGAAUCGAGGCCGAGUUCACGUCUUCAAACUGUACGAUGACCGGCAUGCCCUCGUACGAGCCGGAUGACUGCGUAGCUUUGCCCGGAGCGCCCAUCAAAUAUUGCAAAAUCUACCUAUUUGUACCGAAGCACCAGGGUGGACGUCUGGUCACUUACGACUGCAAAGAAGAGUACCUGGGCCCCGAGUGGAAGCCUCGAGGGAUGACAAUGAAUGAAGAAUUACUGUCCAGCAAUCGAGAGCCGCUCUAUAUGACCGACGACCGCCUCGACGCUGUCUCUUCCGGAGUUAGUCCAUUCUUCCUCCUAUUCUGCGCGUGUCUUCCUGUGGCCGGACUUGUAGUCCUAUACAGAAUAUGGUGA
Molecule: messenger RNA, 721 nt
Organism: Galendromus occidentalis (western predatory mite)
Lineage: Eukaryota; Metazoa; Arthropoda; Arachnida; Mesostigmata; Phytoseiidae
Exons: 4
Coding region: 113-721 (202 amino acids)
Source: RefSeq, a predicted model, not a curated record